This is a messenger RNA of Sinocyclocheilus rhinocerous, 1260 nucleotides long. RefSeq names its product green-sensitive opsin-2-like. NCBI's taxonomy places the organism in Eukaryota, Metazoa, Chordata, Actinopteri, Cypriniformes, Cyprinidae. The transcript is spliced from 6 exons. Gene Ontology annotation, biological process: visual perception; G protein-coupled receptor signaling pathway; phototransduction. Bases 115 to 1260 code for a protein of 381 amino acids. Gene Ontology annotation, molecular function: G protein-coupled receptor activity. The record is from RefSeq and is a predicted model, not a curated record. Gene Ontology annotation, cellular component: membrane.
ACACUCCUGAUGCAUCUUUGCAAAUAGAAAGCAGGUGAAGAGCAGCCACUCGCAGCAGCAGUACCACAACAGCAGAUUACACCCUUUAUCCCUCUGGAUCGCUAGUGGGCAAAGAUGAACGGCACUGAGGGAAACAACUUCUACGUCCCCUUGUCCAACAGGACAGGUCUAGUGAGGAGUCCUUUCGAGUAUCCGCAGUAUUAUCUAGCUGAACCAUGGCAGUUUAAAGUGCUUGCUGUCUACAUGUUCUUCCUCAUCUGUUUUGGUUUACCCAUCAAUGGCCUUACAUUGGUGGUUACAGCUCAACACAAAAAGCUCAGACAACCUCUCAACUUCAUUUUGGUUAACCUGGCUGUGGCUGGUUCCAUCAUGGCUUGUUUUGGAUUCACGGUCACUUUCUACACAGCUAUUAAUGGCUACUUUGCUCUGGGACCAACUGGCUGCGCGAUUGAGGGCUUCAUGGCCACACUUGGAGGUGAAGUUGCCCUUUGGUCACUUGUGGUGCUGGCCAUCGAAAGAUACAUUGUGGUCUGCAAACCAAUGGGUAGUUUCAAAUUCUCUUCCAGCCAUGCUUCUGCAGGAAUUGCUUUUACAUGGGUAAUGGCCAUGGCAUGUGCAGCUCCCCCUUUGGUUGGCUGGUCCAGAUAUAUUCCUGAGGGAAUACAGUGCUCAUGUGGACCAGACUACUACACCCUGAAUCCUGAAUACAACAAUGAAUCAUAUGUCAUCUACAUGUUCGUCUGCCAUUUUAUAUUGCCGGUCACUGUAAUAUUCUUCACCUACGGACGGCUUGUUUGCACAGUCAAGGCGGCUGCAGCUCAACAGCAGGACUCAGCAUCUACCCAGAAGGCUGAGAGGGAAGUGACAAAAAUGGUCAUCCUGAUGGUUUUGGGUUUCCUAGUGGCUUGGACUCCUUAUGCCACUGUUGCUGCCUGGAUCUUCUUUAAUAAGGGAGCAGCUUUCAGUGCCCAGUUCAUGGCUGUUCCUGCCUUUUUCUCAAAGAGCUCAGCCUUAUAUAACCCUAUCAUCUAUGUGCUGCUAAACAAACAGUUCCGGAACUGCAUGCUGACCACACUUUUCUGUGGAAAGAACCCUCUUGGCGAGUCUUUUUCACAUUCAUGUCGUCUAAGUGUCACUCAUCGAGCAUUGACACAACUGACUCUAAAAGGAUUACGAGAUCAGGCUCUGGUAGUAGGAAUGGCAUUGACUUCUCAGUGGGCACGACUCAACAAGAUAAAGAUAAGACAAAGAUCUGCUUAA